CAGCACUCGAGGUGCGGCCUCACCAGUGCUGAGUACAGAGGGGCAAAUUACUUCCCUGCUCCUGCUGGCAAUACUGUUUCUGAGACAAGCCAGGAUUUCCCCUUUUAGAUUAAAACUGUUCCACCUUGUCCUAUACCCACGAAACCAUAUAAAAAGUCACUCGCCACACACGCUAGAUACCAAAUAUGCUGUUGACUUGCAAACCUUUCCUAGACUCUCUAGAAACCUAGACUAGACUCAGGCUAGAAAUGCUCGUGUGGCUCCAGGGCUGCAGGCCUGGCCAAGGGACAGCUCCGCUCCUGCCUCUGGCAGGGGAGCUCUGCCAGCAGGAAGAGGGAGGCCAUCCUUCCGCCCUGCUGCAUGGCAGCACCGAGGCCUCACUCUGCGCUGCCUGCCAGAGCUGCUGCUCUCUUGCCUGGGGACCCACGCCCACACCCCCUGUGAGGUAGUGACCAUGAUGUCACAGUGGGUGGCAGGGAGUGGCCAUUGUGACCUGCGGGGCUGGGAGCAGAGCAAAGGCUGCCAGGCUCAGGACGAGCAUCAGUGCGGCCUGGUGAGGCGCAGAGAGAGCAGGGACUCUCCGAGAGCUCACCGUCGAUGCACACCAUGUCCAAUAGGAAGCGGAAGGCCCCCGACUCAGGGGAGUCAGCGUGCGUGCUGUGUGGCCGGGCAGAUGUUGACCCGAACAUCUGCGGGCGCACAUUUUCUGACAGUGGAGUUUGUGUCCAUGAGUUCUGCUUGGUGAGUUCCCACAAGGGUUCCUGCCAACUUCCUGCUGGGGUUGCUCCUUUCCUUUCUCUCCUAAGGAGAUACCUGCCCUUUUCUCUCCUACAGACUUUUGCCACCAUCCGUUUUGAAGAAGGAACCCCACGAGGGGAAUCCGUGCGCCUCCCCCUUGCUGCCAUCAGACGCAGAGUCAAGCAUGCAAACCAGAAGCAAUGCUUUGUUUGUGGCGAGAGGGGGGCCACCAUCAGCUGCGCAGAGAGCGGCUGUGAACAAUGCUUCCAUCUGCCCUGUGCUGCAGAUGGAGAAUGUGUCACCCAGUUCUAUGGGCCACGCAGGUCCUUCUGCCGGGAGCACCGCCCUCAACAGGCAGUGGAGGCAGCUCCAGCACAGAACACCAACUGCCUCAUCUGCCUGGAGCCCGUGGGGGACACCUUGUCCUACCACACCAUGGUCUGUCCAGUGUGCAAGCACGCCUGGUUCCACCGCUGCUGCAUCCAGGGACAGGCCAUGAGCGCCGGCGCAGCGUGCUUCCAAUGUCCCAUAUGCAGAGAUAAGAAGCAAUUCUGCUAUGAAAUGACCAUUCUGGGGAUCCAAACCACAUCCCGACCACCAUCAUGGGAGGACAACGAUGCGUAUGCAUCGCUGCGAGAGAGGCAUGAGCGCUGCGAUGUCAGCAAGUGCCUCAACCCAGGAGGCAGGGAGCAGGCAGAAGAAGAGGGGCCCUGGCAGCUGCUGCUCUGCAGCUCCUGUGCUGCUCAAGGCACCCACCGGCGCUGCUCCUCCCUGGCAGACACCACAGACAGCUGGGAGUGUGACAGCUGUGCUGGCGUGGGCACCGCCUCCAGCGCAAACAUGGAGCUCGCUGGCUCCAGCAGUGCCAGCCAGGAGGGGCUGAGGCCAUCCCACAGCUCCUCAGUCCCUGAGAACACCAGCUCAGGACCCACCAGCCAAGCAGCGUCAGGCCCGUUACACCAUCCCCAGCUGCCUGAGCUCAGCGGCCGUCCCAGCGAGCCCGAGACAGAGCUCUGCCACCAUUUACGUGAGGAUCGGGAUUCCUCUGAGCCACGCCGAGGGCGCCGAAGGAGCAGACGGACAGCAGCUGCAAGUGCUGAGAGCAGCUCCCAGACCUCCACCAGACAGAGGGCAUUGAGGUCCUCCAGAGACUCCCCAGUGGCUGCUCACAGAAUGUGGGGGUCAGGCCGGACACGAAGCCGUUCCCCAUUACAAGAUCGGGCCUCAAGUUCCCAGAGCCGCCCCAGAAGACAGCGUGGCAGCAGGCAGAUGCCCUCAAGGGAGUCCCAGCUGCCUGAAGGCAGGCGACAGCCCAGCCGGCAAGGAAGGAGGAGACCAUGAGGGCUGGUCCAGAGAGCGGGAGCCAUUCUGAGCAUGAAGCCACUCCCGUGUCCAUCUUCGGAAAAAUCCCCACAGCCAACCCCAAAGUCUGUGUAGGAGCAGCUGUGUGCCAGUCCCACCUGCUGGCUCUGGUCCCCGGCAGCCAAGACACAAUAAAGCUGGGUGACCUUA
Numida meleagris (helmeted guineafowl) is the source of this 2250-nucleotide messenger RNA. RefSeq names its product PHD finger protein 7-like. Bases 598 to 2079 code for a protein of 493 amino acids. The record is from RefSeq and is a predicted model, not a curated record. The transcript is spliced from 8 exons. Gene Ontology annotation, cellular component: nucleus. NCBI's taxonomy places the organism in Eukaryota, Metazoa, Chordata, Aves, Galliformes, Numididae.